Molecule: messenger RNA, 1366 nt
Organism: Zeugodacus cucurbitae (melon fly)
Lineage: Eukaryota; Metazoa; Arthropoda; Insecta; Diptera; Tephritidae
Product: jerky protein homolog-like
Exons: 2
Coding region: 383-1147 (254 amino acids)
Cellular component (GO): nucleus
Molecular function (GO): DNA binding
Source: RefSeq, a predicted model, not a curated record
CUUCAGUUGCAAUUUUGUAUUCGCGUGGAGUGUUUCGUUUUAGAUUUUCUGUUAAAAAUGAAUUCUAAAUAACGUUUUUGGCAUUGAAGCAAAAAGCUGAUAUUCUCGAUUCUUUCAAAAGAGGCUCAUCUAUGAAGUUCUUAGCAAAGAAAUAUAAUGUUCAACAAUUUGUGGAAUUAAAGCAAAAAAACAAGUGAUUUUAAAGUUCGUGAACAACACAUACUCGGGACCUGGGAAAGAAGAACUCUGCGUCCUUCAGAGCUGCCCAAAAUGGAGAAAGCUCUUUAUCGUUGGUUUAUCAAAAUGCGGAAUAAAAACUGGCCAGUAAGUGCCUUAAUGUUGAAAGAAAAGGCCAAAGUACUGCAUGCACAAGUAAAAUAAAAUGAAUCUAACUUCAACGCUAGUGAUGGAUGGCUUCAAGGAUUUAAAAACAGGUACGGUAUUCGACUGCUGCAAAUAUCAGGCGAAAAACUAUCUUCGCUGCCUCAGCUCGUGGAUCCAUUUAAGGAAAAACUUAGAGCUAAAAUGGCCGAACUGGAGCUGUGUAACGACCAGUUAUAUAAUGCUGAUGAGUCAGGCUUAUUCUGGAAACUUCUGCCAGAAAAAACGUACGUGUCCAGUAUGGAAAAGAGCCCUAGGCGUUAAGUCGGAAAAGCAGCGAAUCACGUUUUUAUGUUGCUCAAACGCCACUGGAUCUCAUAAACUGAAACUUUUGGUAAUUGGAAAGGCAAAGAAUCCACGCUGCUUUAAAAACUUUCAAUGCCCCACAGACUAUAAGAGCUCAAAAUCCGCCUGGAUGACGUCGGCUGUUUUCAAGGAAUGGUUUCAUGAGUCCUUCGUUCCACAGGUAACGUCAUUUUUAAAGGAGAAAGGUUUGCCAAUUAAAGCUCUACUCCUAAUCGACAACGCUCCUUCUCACCCAAAUGAAGCUCAGCUGGCAACGGAGGAUUUUCAAAUUUUGGCAAUGUUUAUGCCACCAAACGUUACUCCCCUCAUCCAACCAAUGGAUCAAAAUGCCAUAAAGAUCACAAAGUUGCAUUACAGAAACAGCCGUUUAGCCUCAAUAGCAGCUACAAACUCCAAUUUACUCGAUUCGAUGAAAAAAAUUACUUUACGAAGAGCUAUAAGUCUUUUGGUUGCCGCUUGAAGUCGUGUCAGCGAAGUUACAUUAGCUAAUUGCUGGAAAAAUAUUUUAAAUUUUACGGCAGAUGAUGAUGUAAAUGUACUAAGACAUCUAAGAGAGAAAGCUGUGCUCCAACUUUUAGAAACACAGAAGAUACAGAAAAAGAUGACUGAUUUUUCCAAAUAAAACCUAGAUUUUGUGUUACGUAAAAAUGUAUAUGUAAUGAAAACAUGAAUAAAAUGU